UUUUGCGAUUCCGGGAAGACGACAUCAUGCGGCCCCGGUAGUGUAAUUACUUAGACAACAAAUAAACUUCAUAAGUUUACGGUUUACCCGACUUGAGCGACCAUUUUUCAUCACACAUGCUUGUCGCGCGCGAAACUGGGCGUUUUACCGCUCCUGCUCGGUGGUAGUCGUUGUUAGUUCAAAUUACAAACACAUUUCCAUCGGUCACCGUUCGUCAUGAAGCCAUUCUGGGGAAAUUUGAUUUUCCACUGUCUGUUGUUGCUCGCCUACGACGAUUACCGUUGCUCUGCCAGCGAAGUCCCGACAAAGGAAAACACCGACAACAAUCCCCACGAAUUCCACAUCGGGGGAGUGUUGAGCAGCAAUGCCAGCGAAGAGUAUUUUCACCUGACCAUCGAACAUCUCAAUUUCAAUACGCCAUUUGUGAAUCCAGGCAACACUUUUUUCGCUCAUUCCAUAAGAAUGGACCCAAAUCCCAUCAAAACCGCUUUAAACGUCUGCAAACAGCUCAUUGUGCGUAGAGUGUACGCCGUUAUUGUAUCACUCCCGCAGAUUGGAGACCUAUCUCCGGCUGCAGUUUCCUACACCAGUGGCUUCUAUCAUAUACCUGUCAUAGGAAUAUCAUCCAGGGAUUCUGCUUUCUCUGACAAAAAUAUUCACGUAUCAUUUCUUCGUACUGUUCCACCGUAUUCACACCAAGCAGAGGUUUGGGUCGAACUGCUCAAAUAUUUUAAUUAUUUAAAGGUCAUAUUCAUUCAUAGCUCAGAUACAGAUGGUCGUGCAUUUGUCGGUAGAUUUCAGACUACAUCCCAGAACCAAGGAGAGGACAUAGAAAAAAAAAUUCAGGUUGAAGCGGUGAUUGAAUUUGAACCAGGUCUCUCUCAUUUCAACAACCAACUCAAUGAGAUGAAGAGUGCUCAGGCCAGAGUGUAUUUGAUGUACGCCAAUAAAAUGGAUGCUGAGGUAAUUUUCAGAGAUGCGGCUGUUCGAAACAUGACAGAAGCUGGACACGUGUGGAUAGUAACAGAACAAGCAUUAGAUGCUGUUAAUGUACCCGAAGGUACAAUUGGAUUAAAACUAGUCAAUGCAUCUAAUGAGCUAGCACACAUUUAUGAUAGCAUAUAUAUUUUGGCUUCAGCAAUAACAGACAUGAAUCGUACUAAAACUAUCACUCAGCCACCCGCUGAUUGCGAUAACUCGGGAGCGAUUUGGGAUACUGGCAAAACUCUUUUUGAUUACAUAAAAAAACAAGUUUAUAAAGAUGGACAUACAGGAAAGGUGGCUUUUGAUAACAAUGGAGAUAGAAUUUAUGCUGAAUAUGAUAUAGUUAAUGUCAAAGAAGUGGCAUAUAAGGACGCUAUUGGAAAAUACUAUUUUGACAAUGAACUUAACAAAAUGAAACUUCGCCUUAACGAAUCAAAUAUUAUGUGGCCCGGACGUUUAAGAAAUAAGCCAGAGGGCUUUAUGAUACCGACUCAUUUAAAAGUUUUAACAAUUGAAGAGAAACCGUUUGUGUAUGUCAGACCAUUAAAAAAUGAGGUUGGGGAGAAUUGUGAAAAAGAUGAGAUUAAAUGUCCAUUGUACAAUACAUCAGCUAAAGAACCUAUAAUCUACUGUUGCAAAGGAUAUUGUAUAGAUCUACUCGUGGAACUGUCUAAAACGAUUAAUUUUACUUACAGCCUAUCACUUUCACCAGAUGGACAGUUUGGAAAUUACGAAAUAAGAAAUAAUUCAACUAGCGGAAAAAAAGAAUGGAAUGGUUUAAUCGGAGAAUUAGUUUAUGAAAGGGCGGAUAUGAUAUUAGCGCCUCUAACUAUUAAUCCUGAAAGAGCAGAAUUCAUAGAGUUUAGUAAACCAUUCAAGUAUCAAGGAAUUACAAUUCUAGAGAAAAAGCCAUCACGUUCUUCCACCCUCGUCUCUUUCUUGCAACCAUUUAGUCACACCUUAUGGGUACUCGUUAUGGGUUCUGUUCAUGUUGUGGCCCUUGUUUUAUACUUGCUCGAUCGCUUUUCUCCAUUUGCUCGGUUUAAGUUGAUCAAUGCAGAUGGAACCGAGGAAGAUGCACUAAAUUUAUCAAGUGCUACAUGGUUUGCAUGGGGUGUCUUGUUGAACAGCGGUAUCGGAGAAGGUACUCCAAGAAGCUUUUCAGCACGAGUGCUGGGAAUGGUGUGGGCUGGAUUCGCUAUGAUAAUCGUUGCAUCAUACACUGCUAACUUAGCUGCUUUCCUUGUGUUGGAAAGACCAAAAACCAAACUGUCCGGAAUAAAUGAUGCUAGGCUUCGUAGUACAAUGGAAAAUUUGACUUGUGCCACAGUAAAAGGAUCUGCUGUGGAUAUGUAUUUCAAACGUCAAGUGGAACUUUCAAACAUGUACAGGACUAUGGAAGCAAAUAACUAUGAAACUGCAGAAGAUGCAAUACGUGAUGUUAAAAAUGAUAAACUCAUGGCCUUCAUAUGGGAUAGUAGUAGAUUAGAAUUUGAAGCGGCUCAAGAUUGUCAAUUGGUUACUGCUGGUGAAUUGUUUGGUCGGUCUGGAUAUGGAGUCGGUUUACAAAAAGGAUCGCCUUGGUCGGAAUCAGUUACAUUAUCAAUUUUAGAUUUUCACGAAAGUGGAUUUAUGGAGAGUUUAGAUGAUAAAUGGAUAUUUCAAGGAAGAGUAGAACAGUGUGAAGAUCAAGAGAAAACGCCAAACACACUGGGGUUGAAAAAUAUGGCUGGCGUAUUUAUACUUGUUGCUGUUGGUAUAGUUGUUGGAAUGUUUUUGAUAGUUAUAGAAAUUGGCUAUAAAAAACAUCACGUACGCAAGCAAAAACGAUUGCAGUUGGCCCGUAAUUAUGGACAAACAUGGAGGGCCAUUGUCCAAAAACGCAAAGUUAUGAGAAUGCAAUGCAGAAGCAGUGGUGUGGGUGCACUUAGUCUAUCAGUUGAAGCGCUACCUAGAAGUGUGCUCAAUAUACAAAGUCCUAUAAGGUCGAUUGAAACAUUGCCAAGAACAUGCCGCAACUCGCCAAGUCCAACACGAGCAUGGUCCGGCCGACAAAUGGUACACAGAAAGAGUGACGAUAUACCAUUAAGAUCACCGAUUGGUGGCGUUCCUCCAUUACACUAUCACAAUAAUUUUAUGUAAUCUCUGCCAAUAUUGUUAAUAUUGCUAAUACAUGAAGUCUUAUAAAUCUUAUCUAAUAUUAUUAUCCUUGAUAAAUUGUGAGGUUGGAUUUAUCGUAAGUUUUAUGAGUUUGUCGAUAGGUUAUAUUCUCUUAGAACAAAAACAUUAGUAUAGUUCACCUUGUUUAACAAAACAAAUGGCCAUCUUCCUAUAUCAUGUUAACGGAAUAUUUUUGUUUUAUUAAAUUGUAUGUUAAAGAUAAAAAUUCUGUUAUAUGUUUUACUAUUUAUACAUAGUUAUAAUACAUGUUCAAAAUUUAAAUGUUUUAGUU
This is a messenger RNA of Adelges cooleyi (spruce gall adelgid), 3436 nucleotides long. RefSeq names its product glutamate [NMDA] receptor subunit 1-like. The coding region runs from base 217 to 3126 and encodes 969 amino acids. Gene Ontology annotation, cellular component: neuron projection; NMDA selective glutamate receptor complex; plasma membrane. The record is from RefSeq and is a predicted model, not a curated record. NCBI's taxonomy places the organism in Eukaryota, Metazoa, Arthropoda, Insecta, Hemiptera, Adelgidae. Gene Ontology annotation, biological process: regulation of membrane potential; chemical synaptic transmission; monoatomic ion transport. Gene Ontology annotation, molecular function: NMDA glutamate receptor activity. The transcript is spliced from 15 exons.